Messenger RNA from Phytophthora infestans T30-4, 387 nucleotides. RefSeq lists its product as uncharacterized. The record is from RefSeq and is a predicted model, not a curated record. NCBI's taxonomy places the organism in Eukaryota, Oomycota, Peronosporomycetes, Peronosporales, Peronosporaceae. The transcript is spliced from 2 exons. Bases 1 to 387 code for a protein of 128 amino acids.
AUGCAGCUGCUCACCGAGAUCAAUCUGGGCUACUCCAGUGCGCUGGACGAGCUCCAGGAGCUUCAGAAGAAGAAGAAGAAGAAGUUGCAGCACUCAGUCAAGAGGAAGAAGCUGCUGGACGAGAUCCACGUGGUGCUGGAAAUUGUCUUCAGCUUCUUAGAGGAAGUGGUGACCGACGCCAAGCCCAGUAAUGGCAAGGUGCUGCCACAGCUGCUUGGUCUGGUGCCUUAUUUUCUAGGGAUGAGUGGAGAGCUGAAGGACGAGACCAGGCCCAGUGAGAGCCUGGCCAAGCUGCUGGAGCUGCCGUGGAGCUGCCAGACGGUGCCCAGUCUACUGGACGCGCUGGUGGAGGACAGUGCGCUGAUAAGAAUGUGGAGCGAAUGGUGA